Molecule: messenger RNA, 1305 nt
Organism: Morchella importuna
Lineage: Eukaryota; Fungi; Ascomycota; Pezizomycetes; Pezizales; Morchellaceae
Exons: 2
Coding region: 1-1305 (434 amino acids)
Biological process (GO): transmembrane transport
Cellular component (GO): membrane
Molecular function (GO): transmembrane transporter activity
Source: RefSeq, a predicted model, not a curated record
AUGCAGGUGAAUGCGAUUUCUAUCGCUGGAGAGCUAGGACUAUAUCUUCCAGUCCCAAUAUUCGGUUACAUAUGCGACCAACUGGGACCUGACCGGCUCAGUAUCCUUUCCGCAGCUUUCUUCGGUUCCGGAUACGCUUUGGCAUCACUCGCUUUCUCGAGCGAUUUUACCUACCAGUAUAUGGUUAUUGCAUUUGCUCUGGUAGGGAUGGGUACCAGUGCCAUGUACUUCUCUGCUGUCACAACCUGUGCGAAGAACUUUACAAGUAGUAGGGGUCUGGCAUUAAGCUUCCCAAUUGCAAGUUUCGGCUUGAGCGGAUUGUGGCAGAGUCAACUUGUUUCCCGAGUUUUUGUGGAUGCGAGUGGGGCAGUGAUGGUGAAUUCCGUAUUUGUGGCCUACUCUGUAUACUUAAUCUUUGUUGGGCUAGUCGGAGGUGUGCUCCUUCAAGUUUUCCCCGAAGAAGUUGUUAGUGGAGAGGUAUAUGAAGAUAAUUACGAUGAUGAGGAGGAGGACGAGGAAGAAGGACGACUAUUACGAGAGGAGGAGACGAGUUACGGCACCAGCAUCAGUUGUGAUAGCGUCGAUAGCAUCAUUGACGAUAAGCGCUGGAUCAAUAAUGCCACCCGAAGCUUCCUCCUCGAUAAAACUAUGUGGCUCUUCGCUACUGGAGUCUUCCUCGUCACCGGCCCUGGCGAAGCCUUCAUAAACAAUAUGGGCUCCCUCGUCCUCUCACUCACUCCUCCCGCAACCACCAGUACCCAAAUCGAUCCGGCAACCCACGUAUCACUUAUAGCCAUAUCUUCCACUGCGGCCCGAAUAAUUGCAGGUGUUGUAUCCGAUUACCUUGCUCCCCCAGCCUGUCAUGCCGUGCACAGUUCUCGCCCCCGUUGCUCCCGGAUGGUGUUUCUUCUAUUUUCUGGCACCCUCCUCCUCAUGGCACACCUUCUUCUGGCAUCAGGUUACAUUCAGCUGCACCCAUCGCAGUUCUGGAUUGUCUCUUCCUCAAUUGGUGCUGGCUAUGGUGCGACAUUUACAUUAGCACCAACAGUGGUGAGUGUAGUAUGGGGAACUGAGAAUUUUGGCACAAAUUGGGGAAUGGUGUGCAUGACCCCUGCGUUGGGAGCAACAGCCUAUGGUGUGAUAUAUGCAACUGUGUAUGAUGAGCAUGCUGGUGAUGAUGGGAGAUGUUUUGAUCACAGGUGCUACGCCAAGACAUUUGGAAUAAUGGCGGUGGGAACUCUGGUGGCUAUGGCAGGCUGGGUGUAUGCCUGGAGAAUGUGGAAGAAGAGGGGAGUGGUAGUUUAG